GAGCACGGACCAGCCGCACUCAGCCCCACCUCAGCGAGGGUAUGAUUCUAUGGAAGAGCUGUUAGCAAUACACAACCAGCUGAGUCACACAAACUCACAUAACAACACGUCCGACCUAGCUCCCAUGGAGUCCAAUGUUUCUAACGUAUCUAUGGGUGGUAACAACCUCGAUGCAUUCAGUCAGCGGGAGACUGUGUUCAAUGUGGACACCCAGGGCUUCGGAUCAACCCUGUUCCCACAGAAUUCACUUUUCGACGGCUCCGACUCGAAUCUGAAUGUGUACAAUGGACAGGCAACCCACAACAACACACACAACAACAUGAGUCAUCGGCACAGCGGAGGCACCUCCCCUGCCACCUCAAGGGAUCGGUUGAAUGUGUCUCCGGGUCCUACCUCACUGUUUGGCUUUAUGGAAGGCCAGUCCAUGAACCAUAUGAAUGGGGUGAGCAGCAUGCAGAGCACCCCCAUCCAAGACAACUACCUGUUCAACAACAGCAUGAGCAACUACGUAUCGCCACAGUUCCCGUCACUGCUAUUACCGUUCACUCAUCCGCAGCAGUCGACGGGUGCAGAUGGCGCUUCAGCACUCCACACACAAAAUUUCCAACAACAGCAACAACAACAACAGCAUUACGCUCAGCAAAAUCAACACCAGCAGCUGCUGCCAUUAAACGCUCUCACACAAGCACAAGGCCACUCACAGCCUCCACAACAAACAAUGCACCAACGGCAACAGCAGCAGCUCAAGCCCAAACAACAGCCGCUACAGCCCCAGCCCAAUCAACCCAGCCAAAUAGGCCAGUUCCAACAGCCACAGCCACAACCACAGGCAACCACACAGCAAGCGACACAGGCGAAGCAGGCACACCCCCCCACACCACAGGAACAACCCCAAAGCCAGCCACAGGGACAAGCACAGGCGCAGGUGAACACGCAGCUACAGGAGAAGACGCAGCCAGCCAAACGAGGCAACAAGACCGUACAGCCACGGCUGUUCAAGACAGCAAGCGCUAACAAUAUUGCGUUGAAGCCCUAUCCCUCGAGUGGCAAGAAAACGACGGGCAGUAACGCCACAGCCACCGGCACCCCCACACUGGGCCCGGGAGACUCCCCGGCCAUCAAGCCUGCACCGCGCAAAAUACACAAAACCACCACCUCACAACCGAGCACCCCCUACCAACGGUUGCUUAGCAACUCAAUGUUCGACAUGCAAACGCCCUUCCUGACGUCCACGCUCAUCAGCCCCAUGCUACCCCCUUUGGACUUGGCAAGCUCCGCCGCACCGGCUGUGGCCACCAAAUCCAACUACGACAUGCUCGUCGACGGCAACGGAGCAGCGCUGGGGCACUCGGCCGAUCUGAUUGAAAGUGUCAAGGAACGCCGCGACACCAACAAAGUAUCAGAGCGCAGACGACGCGAUGACUUGCGAGCGGCUUUCCACGAGUUAAGGGUGAAGGUGCCGGCACUCAGAGAUGUGUCAUCGCAGGUGGUCAGCAAGGUGGUGGUGCUGAAGAAAGCUACGGACAGGAUAAGUGAGCUCGAAGACAUAAUAGCCAAUCUGCAGAAGAAGGCACAAGCGAACCAAACACCCGCCACAGAGAACUCAGACACCGAAUUAUUACCGGAAACGGCUCAGAGUAGUACGUUAGAGGCGUCAGCAGAUAAUGAUGCUAAGCAGCACGCACAAGACAACCAGACGGCGCAUGGCCAGGACGACGACUCGGGCGAAACCCAGAUGCUGGGCACGGGUUGAUGGAAGUACAAGUCACAUUAGCAGAUUAAUAUUAAACGCUUAAAAUAGAUAGGCACGUGAUCAGAUUAAAAUAAAAUUAAACGUUUUAAC
This is a messenger RNA of Sphaeroforma arctica JP610, 1843 nucleotides long. RefSeq lists its product as hypothetical. Gene Ontology annotation, molecular function: protein dimerization activity. The coding region runs from base 50 to 1753 and encodes 567 amino acids. The transcript has 6 exons. Lineage: Eukaryota; Ichthyosporea; Ichthyophonida. The record is from RefSeq and is a predicted model, not a curated record.